This is a messenger RNA of Pogonomyrmex barbatus (red harvester ant), 2700 nucleotides long. It is a transcript of the gene cert, whose product is annotated as ceramide transfer protein. Gene Ontology annotation, biological process: ER to Golgi ceramide transport. The record is from RefSeq and is a predicted model, not a curated record. Gene Ontology annotation, molecular function: lipid binding. NCBI's taxonomy places the organism in Eukaryota, Metazoa, Arthropoda, Insecta, Hymenoptera, Formicidae.
AUCGCUUCACUCUCAUAACGCGUAGUGUACUCGCGCUUCCCUCCCUCCGUCCCUUUGUCUCGCCUGCUAAGGAAUAUUCAGUACAGGUUAUGUACGUCAGUUGUCAAAAGAUGAUGUUUUGAGACGUUCUGUCACGGCCGCGACGACCCGUCGAUCCGCUCCGCGUGUUCCGUAUUUCUCUCCCGCCUCUCCAACCACUCGCUACGCGACGAACGGGACUAGAGUCGUUAGUUUCAUGUGAUUUCGCGCUCGGUUUCUUCAGCUUUUGUUCCGCCUCGCGGGUGAUGUCGGGAAGUGCUCGGCCAGACGAGCGCUAGACCAAGAAGUGUCGCAAUCGAGACCGUUGAGAAUGGUCGACGAGGUGGUGGAGAUACCACGGAGCCUCGGUAACGAGGACGUCGAGUGCAUCAUUGACACCGAGAUCGAUGGCGAUGACGACGAUUCCGACGGGGUCAUAGUUCCGGAACUUCAGGGUACACUAUCCAAAUGGACAAAUUACAUACAUGGCUGGCAAACUAGAUUUAUUGUACUCAAAGAUGGUACUUUGUCUUAUUACAAAUCGGAGCAGGACAGCGGAUACGGGUGUCGUGGCUCGAUUAGUCUGUACAAAGCUAAUAUCAAGGCUCAUCAGUUUGAUGAAUGCAGAUUCGAUGUGUCGGUAAACGACUGCUUGGUUUGGUAUUUAAGGGCGAACAGUCCGGAGGAAAAGCAGCGAUGGGUAGAUGUCUUGAAAUCUUACAAGUCAGAAUCUGGAUAUGGGAGCGAGAAUAGUCUCAAACGACAUGGUAGUGCCAUUUCGCUCGUGUCAAAUACACAGUCAACAACGAGCGCUGGUAGUCUCACUAAACGUGGUAUUAGAGGAUUAAAGGAAAAAUUGGCCGAAAUUGAAACCUUCCGGGAUAUUCUAAUCAAGCAAAUUGAUACUCUGCAAAAAUAUUUUGAUAAUUGUGCAGAAAAUGCCAAGAAUACUUCCAAGGAAGAAAAGAAAAUUGAGACAAUGUUUGAUCCAGCCGAACAAUCAGUGGAUUUCAAAGGAGAAGCGAUAACAUUUAAGGCCACCAGCGAGGGAGUGUUGGCAACCUUACAGCAUUGCGUCGAAUUGAUGGUGCAGAGAGAGGAUGCAUGGCGCCGUAGAUGGGAGAAGGAAGUCGAAAAGAAACGAAAGUUACAAGAACUUUAUAAAGCUCUGAAAGACCAAGUUGCCAUGCAUCAUAACGGUUCUCCAAGACCCAGGGUCCUUAUUCAUGGAGGUCCUGAUUACGAGGAAGGUCCGCACAGCGCUCUUUGCGACGAAGAAUUUUAUGAUGCUGUUGAAACGGGUCUGGAUAAAAUCGAGGAGGAGAAUCAACUAAGGGAUCGUUUAAAACAGAAAUCUGUUUCGAUUUUGACAUCCCCUGUCACAACAGCGUCUACGCACAAGCUAUGGCCAGAGAUAGAGAAAAUUACGAUGGAGCAGUUGCAUUAUGCCCGACUCGGCGUAGGCGGAGCGGGUGGUUGGCAAUUGUUCGCUGAAGAUGGUGAUAUGCGAAUGUACCGGCGAGAAGAGGAGGCUGACGGGUUGGUCGUAGAUCCUCUCAAAGCGUGUCACGUCGUCAAAGGAGUGACCGGUCAUGAGGUUUGCAAGAUAUUCUUCAGUCCUGAGUACAGAAGCGGUUGGGAAGCCACUUUGGAAGACAUGACAGUUGUCGAAAACAUUUCCAAGGAUACAUUAUUAUUUUUGCAAACGCACAAACGCAUCUGGCCAGCGAGUCAACGAGAUGCGUUAUUCUGGUCGCACAUACGCCGAGUGUCCGAUGAUCAAGAUCGCGACGCUCAUGAUCUGUGGAUAGUCUGUAAUCACAGUACUGAACAUCCUGAUUAUCCGCCAAACGCGGGUAAAUGCGUGAGAGUUUAUCUGACGGUUUGUUUGGUAUGCCAAACAUUCAUCGAUCCCCCGAAGGACGAGGAAGAAAUAAAGAGGGAAAAUAUUACGUGUAAAAUAACAUAUUGUUCAGUUGUAAAUCCAGGUGGAUGGGCUCCUGCAUCUGUUUUGCGGGCUGUUUACAAGAGAGAGUAUCCAAAGUUCCUCAAGCGUUUCACGAACUUUUGUAUCGAUCAAUGCAAAAACAAGCCAAUCACAUUCUGAAUGUGAUAAGAAAAAGCAAAGAACUUCAAUGUUUUCCAUCCAAUUCCUUAUUCACUAUCUCGAAGUGUCUUCACGUGAUUACUGUAAAAACAAGUUUGUAUUGUUACAUACUGUAGGGAUUAUAGAACGGCCAUUACGACGUAAGUGAAACCGUUUUGUAUAUUACCUUUUUUUUUAUUUGCUUAAGAUAAUCGACUUAUAUAGCUUACGAACGGGAAAAACGAAUCGUUAUAUUAAAAGCCAUUUAUGAUUAUAAGUGAGAGUGUAUGACAAUUGCAUACACUGAAAAAACUAACUUUGAUGAAAGCACGCGUGGCUGCAGCACCGUUUACAAACUAUCCUUUUCCUCUUUCGUGUAACAUUCUGUUAUUUGUUAUACAGAACGCUAUCGCAGAAUCCAAUUGUACAAAUCUUUAACAAAAAUUGGAUUCAUAUACAUAUUUAUCUCUUGUUACAUAUUACAAUCUACAAUUAAAUGCUGUAUGAUAUCAGAUUAUACCGUUAUUUUUAUUCGUACAUAAAAAUGUGUACAUUGCUAUGCGAUAUAAAGGUCAUAUGGAAAAACGUAAUAAAAA